Molecule: messenger RNA, 4119 nt
Organism: Drosophila kikkawai
Lineage: Eukaryota; Metazoa; Arthropoda; Insecta; Diptera; Drosophilidae
Gene: Cand1
Product: Cullin-associated and neddylation-dissociated 1
Biological process (GO): protein ubiquitination; SCF complex assembly
Cellular component (GO): nucleus
Source: RefSeq, a predicted model, not a curated record
GGAAUAUUAAAUAUAUCGCCUCAGUUCCAUCUCUAUUUAAAAAAAAAUUUGUUGAGUGAAUAUAAAGCUUGGAGAUUUUCUGCCGGAAAAAUUGCAGUGGACAUUCAAGUUUUCCACGGAUAUUAAAUAGUGAAACUAUCAAAUACAUAUUCCACCAUUUGCUAAUCAUUCAACUUUAACUGAAGAAACGAUACAAAGACGUGGCCAUGGCGUCCCAUCAGUACCAUCAAAUUGCAAAUUUGCUGGAAAAAAUGACGUCGACGGACAAGGACUUUCGUUUCAUGGCGACCAAUGAUUUAAUGACGGAACUGCAAAAGGACAGCAUUAUACUGGACGAUGAGUCCGAGAAAAAAGUGGUGAGAAUGGUAUUGAAGCUGCUGGAGGACAAGAACGGCGAGGUGCAGAAUCUGGCAGUGAAGUGCCUCGGUCCGCUGGUCAACAAGGUGAAGGAGAUCCAGGUAGAGACCAUUGUUGAUUCGCUGUGCGCCAACAUGAUGUCAAACACAGAGCAGCUGCGCGACAUAUCGAGUAUCGGCUUGAAGACAGUAAUUGCGGAGCUGCCGCAAUCCUCCAAUUCGCUGGCCCCCAAUGUCUGCCAGAGGAUCACCGGCAAGCUGAGCACAGCCAUCGAGAAGGAAGACGUCUCCGUCAAGCUGGAGUCACUGGACAUACUGGCUGACCUGCUUUCCCGCUUUGGCGAGUUUCUUGUGCCCUUCCACAGCACCAUUCUGAAGGCUUUGAUGCCCCAACUGGCCUCCUCCCGACAGGCUGUGCGCAAGCGCACGAUUGUGGCUCUGUCGUUUCUGCUUAUCCAAGCCAAUAGCAAUGCCUAUAACGGCGUCAUCGAUCACCUGCUGGAUGGCCUAGAGAAUCCACCGAAUCCGGGUGCCAUUCGCACAUACAUCCAGUGCCUGGCAUCCAUAUGUCGACAGGCUGGCCAUCGGCUGUGCAACCACAUUGAUCGUUCGAUGCUUCUGCUGAGUCAGUACAGCCAGCGAGAUGACGACGAACUGCGCGAGUUUUGCCUGCAGGCCUGUGAGGCUUUCGUUAUGCGCUGCCCCGAUGCCAUAAAUCCUCACAUUCCCAUGAUCCUUGAGCUGUGCCUGAAGUACAUCACCUAUGACCCGAACUACAACUACGAGACCGACGAUGGCGAUGCUGGCAAUGCCAUGGACACCGAGGACGAUGAGUAUGUGGACAGCGAGGAGUAUAGUGACGACGAUGACAUGAGCUGGAAAGUGCGACGCGCUGCUGCCAAGUGCUUGGAGGUGUUAAUCUCCACGCGCCAGGAGCUCAUCGAAGACUUCUACCGGAGCCUGAGCCCUGCCUUGAUUGCUCGCUUCAAGGAGCGCGAGGAGAAUGUAAAAUCUGACAUCUUCCACGCCUAUGUUGCUCUGCUGAAGAACACGCGGCUGAGCGAUGAUGUGGCCAACGAUCCGGACUCAAUGGAGCAGGUGUCGGGGCCGACGUCGCUCUUAAUUGAGCAGCUGCCGCUGAUUGUAAAGGCCAUACAGCCGCUGAUGCGCGAGAAGUCGAUGAAGACGCGCCAGGAUUGUUUCCUCCUGCUGCGAGAGCUCUUGAAUUCGCUGCCCGGCGCCCUGGGCCCCUACUUGGAGAGCAUAGUGCCCGGGAUAAGCUAUUCGCUGAAUGACAAGAGCUCCACGAGCAACAUGAAGAUCGAAUCUCUGGGAUUUCUGUACUCCUUGCUGCAGGGUCAUCCGCCACAUGUCUUUCAUCCGCACAUACCAUCGCUGGUGCCCCUUGUGGUGACAUCAGUGUUUGAUCCCUUCUAUAAGAUAGCCACUGAGGCGCUUCUGGUGCUGCAGCAACUGGUUAAGGUGAUUCGUCCGCUGGAGACGAGUGCUGGAAAGUCCGACUUUGAUGCACCGUCUUUUGUGGGUCCGGUUUACUCGUGCACCCUGCAAAAACUCAAGGUGACGGACGUCGAUCAAGAGGUUAAGGAGCGCGCUAUUGCCUGCAUGGGCCAGAUCAUUGCCAACAUGGGCGAUAUGCUGCAGAGCGAGCUGGCCGUUUGCCUGCCCAUCUUUAUGGAGCGUUUGAAGAACGAGGUGACCAGACUGAGCAGUGUCAAGGCUUUAACCCUCAUCGCCGCCUCUUCUCUGCGCAUCGAUUUAACGCCGAUCCUCAACGACGUGCUGCCCGCCCUGGGUACAUUUCUGCGCAAGAACCAUCGCUCCCUGAAGCUGCAUUCGCUGGACCUCAUCAACAAGAUCGUCAUCAAUUAUUCGAGCAAUUUCGAGCCGAAUUUGCUGCAGACAGCCAUCGUGGAGAUUCCGCCACUAAUAUCCGACUCGGAUUUGCACGUAGCUCAGUAUUCGCUGACGCUUUUGAGCACUGUGGCGCGCCGACAGCCGCAGGCGCUGGUGGGCAUACACGAGCAGUUCCUGCGAUCGGUGCUUAUAUUGGUUCGAUCGCCGUUGCUUCAGGGAACCGCAUUGAACUGCACCCUGGAGCUCUUCCAGGCGCUGGUGCAGACCCAGUUGUCCGGCUUGGAUUACCAUUCCCUGGUAUCGAAGCUAAUGGCACCCGUUCUAGGUGGCGGAACGGAUGGCGCUCUGUUCAGGGGCAGCGCGGGUGGACCUUCUGCAGGUGCACCUGGCAGUGGUGAGGCGGUGCAGCAGCUGCACAAGCAGGCAUAUCAUUCGUCGGCAAAGUGUAUUGCUGCCCUUACACAGCAGUGUCCCCAGGUGGCCACGCCAUUGGCCACCAAGCUGAUAACGGAUCUGCAGAAGCGCAAUGACACCGAGAUUAUAUUCUGUUUGCUAACUAUCGGCGAGAUUGGCAGGCACUUUGAUCUAAGCAGCAUCCAGGUGCUGCCGCAGACGAUUAUUGAGUGCUUUGGAGCCACCUCGGAGGAUGUUAAGGCGGCCGCCUCGCAUGCCCUGGGCGCUGUCUCUGUGGGCAGCCUGCAGACAUACCUGCCAUUGAUUCUCAACGAGAUUGAAGUGCAGCCGAAGCGUCAAUACUUGCUGCUGCACUCUCUUAAGGAGGUGAUAUCCUCGCUUUCGGUAUCGCCCAGCGGACUGGCUCAGUUGUUGCCAUCGGUGCCAUCGAUUUGGACGCAGCUUUUCAAGCACUGCGAGUGCUCGGAGGAGGGGUCUCGCAACGUGGUGGCCGAGUGUCUGGGCAAACUAGUGCUGGUCAAUCCGGACGAGUUGCUGCCGCAGCUGCAGCAGGCGUUGCGUUCGGAGAGCGCCACCAUGCGCACCGUUGUCGUCUCCUCUGUGAAGUUUACCAUCUCGGAUCAACCGCAGCCGAUUGAUGUACUGCUUAAGCAGAAUAUUGGCGAGUUCCUGUUCGCCCUACGCGAUCCGGAGCCGCAGGUGCGACGCGUCGCACUGGUGGCCUUCAAUUCGGCGGUGCAUAACAAGCCGAGCUUGGUGCGUGAUCUGCUGCCAACUCUGUUGCCAUGGCUCUACUCCGAGACGAAGGUGAAGAGCGAACUGAUCAGGGAGGUGGAAAUGGGCCCCUUCAAGCAUACCGUUGACGAUGGCCUCGACAUACGCAAAGCGGCAUUUGAGUGCAUGUACACACUGCUCGAGCAGGGCUUGGACCGUGUGGAUGUCAUGCAGUUCUUGGACCAUGUGCAGGCUGGCCUCUGCGACCACUACGACAUCAAGAUGCUCACCUACCUGAUGACGGCACGUCUGGCCAUCCUGUGUCCCGACAAGGUUCUCCUAAGACUCGAUCAAUUUAUACAGCAACUACGUGAUACGUGCACUCACAAGGUGAAGGCAAACUCUGUGAAACAAGAGUACGAAAAGCAGGACGAGCUGAAGCGUUCAGCCCUACGUGCUGUGUCAGCCCUUUCGCAAAUACCCAAAGCAAACAAAAAUCAGCAGCUAAUGGAUUUCCUCAAAUCGAUCAAAGAGACCCCGGAGCUGAGCAAGAUCUACGAUUAUAUUCAGAAGGAUUCCAUCACCGGUACAGCAGAUAUUAUUGUAAUGGAUCAGAGCUAAAAGUAAAACCCUGGGCUCUCGAGAUUCCUUUACUUAAUUAAGAAUAUGAUGCGUGUUGUACGCACACACACAAGUAUCUCUUUUCUGAUAUAGCUUUUAGAUUUUCUAAAUAAGAAAUAAAUGCAGAUCGACUUGAAAA